This is a messenger RNA of Sclerotinia borealis F-4128, 1518 nucleotides long. The record is from the annotation of a GenBank genome assembly. Lineage: Eukaryota; Fungi; Ascomycota; Leotiomycetes; Helotiales; Sclerotiniaceae.
AUGCCCUUACAAGACCUUGAUUAUGAGGAACUUACCAAUACCUUAAUUAACAACUUUAAUAUACUAGCAGAUGAAGUACAACUUCUGAGUGAUAGAAAGACAAUUCUGGAGCACAAACUGCGGUAUUCACAUUCUCAAUACCAAUCUUUGGCAGAUAAAUAUGCCCCCUCAGAUCCUGAAAUAGCUAGUACAUUGGCAAAGCUUCAACUUCCUCCAGAUUUACAAAUAACCGUUUCUGAUCGUGGUGGAUUUGUUCCUUUGCCACUUCGUAAACAGCCAACUUCGAAGCAGCAGACUGCAGUUGCAAUAAGGGACGGGAGAAGGGCAGCACAACAUCUUGCGGCUAUAGGUGGAAAGUCUGCCGGAUCCACAACUAGUAAAAGUAUAUCCGGUGGAAGUAGUAAUAUGAGAUUGUCCGCACACCGAACCUCCUUAUCAACUGUUCUCGAACAAGAUUUUACUGUGCCUGGAAAGAAGAGUUCAUUGUUGUGUCCAUUUGUAACUAUGCCUGACGGAACGAAAUCCAUGAAGAAUCCAAAUGCUCAGGAUACCAGCACUGGUGAAUCCGAUCAACCUUUGACUCCUAUCGAUACCCAAGACCCCACCCCCCACCACUCUUCAGAUCCUAUAUGCGCGCAAAUGUACGCCGAGACGAUGUCAUCUCCGCCCCCGUCAGCAACAGGCCCUGGAGCCCAGUGUCCAAUACGCUAUAUUAAUCAACAUUCACCUGAAGAGAUAGCACGAUAUUUUGAAACUCACAAACACGAAGUUCCCCGCAGUCAUGAGAUUUGCGUCAAGCGAUAUCAACGAAACGAAAAUGAUGUGAGGAUGCUGGAUGCGAAAUAUGGAAACCUUGUGAGCAUGAUUCAGGGAUUGGGCCAAAAGCAUCAGCCAAUGUUACCUACAAAGGAAGACCAAGAAGCUUACGAGGUCGAACAUGCGUCCCACGAGAGAGUUGAAAAUUGGGCAAACAAUGUUAGUGUUGAUGGCAAUGAAUCAUUACACGAAACUCAAUCUGCACCCGCAGAUGAUAGAGAAAGUCGUUUCGACAGGCCAAUGAAAGAGGUCAGGGUGGGCGAAUCUCCAAGCAGACCAUGGGGGAUUUCUGUUCCAAUCUAUGAUCAACCAUCUGACCAUAGGCCUGUGUCUCCACCUCCAGCGCCUGUAUCUGUUCCCUUGGACAACUAUUCAAAGCCUCCCGAGAAGUGUCCAUUUGGACAUACUGCGGCAUCGAAUGCGGGGCCAAAUUCAACACAAGGAUUGCCCACGACUCCAGUUGAAGCAGAGAGACCAGCAGGUUGCCCUUUUGGUCAAGGUCAGAAGGCUAAGGACAAAGCCCCCUCUACAAACUAUGAUGCACCGCCUGUGUUUCACGAUCAGCCGGCCUUCAUCCAACCCGAACAGCUCCAGAUGCAGGGUAAUGGACCGAAGAUGAUUUUUACAGGGCCCGUAUUCAUAGGAUAUCCGAUUGAACAAGCUGUGGCUUUUAUGAAGCAGUAUCAGACACAGAAUGAAUGA